Gossypium arboreum is the source of this 565-nucleotide messenger RNA. RefSeq names its product 60S ribosomal protein L37a. Gene Ontology annotation, molecular function: structural constituent of ribosome. Gene Ontology annotation, cellular component: ribosome. The coding region runs from base 114 to 392 and encodes 92 amino acids. Gene Ontology annotation, biological process: translation. The record is from RefSeq and is a predicted model, not a curated record. The transcript is spliced from 5 exons. NCBI's taxonomy places the organism in Eukaryota, Viridiplantae, Streptophyta, Magnoliopsida, Malvales, Malvaceae.
UUUCUAUAAAAACCCGAACCAGAAAGCCCUAACUCGUCGUUGUUAUUUUCUCUCGAAGAGCCGCUCCUCACUUUCCGAACCAGACAGGCGCAGAUCCUCUCAGCCCAGCGACCAUGACAAAGAGAACGAAGAAGGCCGGAAUUGUUGGCAAAUAUGGUACCCGUUAUGGUGCCAGUUUGAGGAAGCAAAUUAAGAAGAUGGAGGUGAGUCAACACAGCAAGUACUUCUGCGAGUUUUGUGGAAAGUAUGCAGUGAAGAGAAAGGCUGUAGGAAUCUGGGGCUGCAAGGAUUGCGGGAAAGUUAAAGCUGGUGGUGCUUAUACUUUGAACACUGCCAGCGCUGUGACGGUGAGGAGUACUAUUAGGAGGUUGAGGGAGCAAACUGAGAGUUGAGCUGCUGCUGACUACGUUAUGUUCACAACUUUGGUAUGAUGUUCGUGUAUGUGUUGGCUACAAACCAGUUGAGUCAUUUUGUUGACAAUUAUGGCGCUUAGUUCUUAAUUUUAUAUCUUAACUCUGGUGUUGGAGCUUUAUUUAAGUUCAAAUAUUUGAGUAUUCUUGUUUCA